Alosa sapidissima (American shad) is the source of this 1429-nucleotide messenger RNA. Its product is annotated as DOMON domain-containing protein FRRS1L. The coding region runs from base 225 to 1079 and encodes 284 amino acids. The record is from RefSeq and is a predicted model, not a curated record. NCBI's taxonomy places the organism in Eukaryota, Metazoa, Chordata, Actinopteri, Clupeiformes, Clupeidae. Gene Ontology annotation, biological process: regulation of glutamate receptor signaling pathway. The transcript is spliced from 5 exons.
CGAACCCCGUCCAGAACAUGAGAGCUAAUACCAGCGUUAUUAGCCUUCUCAGAUUCAGAUCAAGGCUGUUCGAGCUAAUGAUGCGACGCUAACGGGAGUCGAGCGGGGGCCAUACAGCCGAAACGCUGGCUAAAUAGGCUACUUGUAGUUCAACAACAAAAUGACGGCUUGAACACAGGAACGAGGAUAUUAAUGUCAGUUUAAUUUUUAGUUCUUGCUCUUGAAUGAAUCUAGCUAUGUCCGUGUUUCCUUUACCGAUGUUGCUACUCUUGGGCCCGGAGCUCUGGUUUGGAGUCACCACUAGCCCUACCGAUGACAGCGCUCUCAGGGGCGGCCAUGGGGAACACGGAGAGCCUGGCCAUAAAGAGCACCAUAAGGACUCGUAUAGCACCUUCGCCUCCGAAUUCCUGGAAUCCAGAUAUCUCUCUGAUGACGGUUAUCCUUUUCCCACCGCUCCUCCUGUUGACCCCUUUGCACGGAUCAAAGUCACUGACUGUGGAGUAACUAAGGGCUGUGUGAGAUAUGGGAAGCCAGGCUGCGAUGCAGAAACAUGUGACUACUUCCUGAGUUUCCGGCGUAUCGGCACAGAUGUGGAGUUUGAGCUGAGUGCUGACACAGAUGGAUGGGUUGCUGUGGGAUUCUCAUCGGAUAAGAAAAUGGGUGGUGAUGAUGUGAUGGGUUGUGUUCAUGAUGACAACGGCCGCGUUCGUAUCCACCACUUCUACAAUGUGGGCCAGUGGGCCAAGGAGAUCAAGCGCAACCCAGCGCGAGAUGAGGAGGGUAUAUUCGAGAAUGGACGCGUGACGUGCCGCUUCAAGCGGCCACUUUACGUACCCCGCGAGGAAACACUGGUUGACCUGCACCUCAGCUGGUACUACCUGUUUGCCUGGGGACCUGCUAUACAGGGAUCCAUCACCAGGCAUGACAUAGACUCUCCACCCGUGUCAGAUCGCAUGAUCAGCAUUUAUAAAUAUGAGGACAUCUUCAUGCCAUCCACCGCCUACCAGACCUUCAACUCUCCCUUGUGUCUCCUCCUCAUCGUCGCCCUCACCUUCUACCUACUCAUGGGCACACCGUAACCAUGGCAGUAGUGUGAGGGGGCAAGGGGAUCAUGGUGCCAGCACGGCCGAAGCCUCAGAGAGCAAGGCUGAGAAAGCAAUAAAGACUGAGUGGACACUCCGGAAGCGAGCUCUACAAUGGGACAUUGCACUCUGUCCAGUGUACAUCUCUGACCCUGGUGUGGUCUUCAUGUCCAUUUACAUUCCAUAGGAUUUGCACAAGCAAGCAAACAGGCACAUACAGUCAGCUACUUACUCCAUGCAGCUUCAGUAGAGGAGCAGCUCAUCACCAGUUUGGUUUACCCUGGGGACAGACACUCUUUCACUGAGCACCAGAGACACACACAGGCACACACAGGCACACAGACACA